CACAACAGAAUCAACCAGAGGAGGAGGAAGAGAAGGAGACUCUAUAACGAUGCCGUACUACACCAAAGACGACGCUGACGUGGAUGACUUCGACGAGUACGACCCGACGCCGUAUAGCGGAGGCUAUGACAUCACCGUGACGUACGGCCGCUCACUCCCGCCGUCCGACGAGAAUUGUUACCCUCUCUUGUCUCUCUCCGGUGACGCCUUUGAGUACCAGAGGCCCGUGUUCUCUUCCAGCCACGAGCCUUCUGCUUAUGACGACCAGGCUCUCAACACCGAGUACAGUAGCUACGCUCGGCCCAAAACCAAGCAUGGAUCCGGUAAGAAAGCUAGCUAUGACCAUCGCAAUGAUGAUGAUAAUAAAGAGAGCCAAGGCCAACAAAAAUACAGUGGCAAGGACACUGAUGAUGAGAAGAGCAAGACUAAGGAGAAGAAGAAGGAUAAGAAGAAAGAUGACGAUGAUUAUGAGAAGAAGAAGAAGGACAAGCAACAAUACAAGGAUCAUCAUAAUGAUGAUUAUGAUGAGAAAAAGAAGAAGAAGGACCACUAUGACAAUGAUGAUGAGAAAAAGAAGAAGAAGGAUCAUUAUGACAAUGAUGAUGAGAAGAAGAAGAAGAAAGACAAUCGUGAUGGUUAUGAUGAAAAGAAGAAGAAGAAGGACCAUCAUGAUAGUGAUGAUGAGAAGAAUAAGAAGAAGGAUCACUACAAACACAACAAGGGACAUCGUGAAUACGAUGACUAAUCUUGCUCCGGGAUUACAUCUCUUUAAGUGUCUAUCCCUGAUUAAGAAACCAACGCACACUUUUUUCUUAAGUUUUUGUCAACUGUUAUUUUGUUUCUUGUUUCGAAAUUGUGCUACCAUCUUUA
Molecule: messenger RNA, 870 nt
Organism: Brassica napus (rape)
Lineage: Eukaryota; Viridiplantae; Streptophyta; Magnoliopsida; Brassicales; Brassicaceae
Exons: 2
Coding region: 50-745 (231 amino acids)
Molecular function (GO): phosphatidic acid binding
Source: RefSeq, a predicted model, not a curated record